Molecule: messenger RNA, 3994 nt
Organism: Daphnia pulex (common water flea)
Lineage: Eukaryota; Metazoa; Arthropoda; Branchiopoda; Diplostraca; Daphniidae
Product: hornerin-like
Exons: 4
Coding region: 1187-3862 (891 amino acids)
Source: RefSeq, a predicted model, not a curated record
AGCCAAAAUGUUUGGAAAUUGAUUAGAUAUUCAUUACCCAAAAAUGUCACUAAGAUAUUCCUAUAGAAUACGAUCUUUUACACAGAACGCACAGUAGAAUUUUAAGGUACCUACAGUUUGCAAAUUUGUUUUGACUUCCGCAUAGUGUCUGACAGCAGGGUCCACAUGAUAAUUAUUAUUAUUCCUCCCCAGUAAACGAAAAAAAAACGCUUUUGAUUUAAAUUCCUCAAAUCCCUUUCUAAAUUAAUUACGGACGUACACAAUUAAGUGAGUCAAGUCAUUUUGACAAUUUUUCUUAGACCGGCUUAGACGGAUGAUGCAUAUAUGUUCUCUAGUUAUUAAUCUGAUUUCUUGAAUGGUAAUAGUAAUAAGACAAGUUUCUUUUCAUUCGCGUUCGAUUUUGUCAAGAACCUGUUCUAGAAAACCGACUGGUUAGACGCAUAAAUAGAAAAAGGAAGAAGAUUCUUCUGAGAUUAGCAGAUUCUUGUUGGAGAAACUUUUUUCUGGGUGUGUUCGCCGUUGAAACUGAAAUUUCACUAACAUUACUCUUUCAGAAAAGCGUCAUCUGUCACAGUGAAGGCAAACACAAUAUUUUACUAGAGCUGCUAACCCAGAGGAAAGUUGGUUAUACUCCUAGUGAACCGGUGGAAAACAAAUUCCUUGACAAAUUUAGUUCGCAUUACGAAGUAUUGUUACUGUUUAUUAAACGAAUAUGGGAGUGGUGAAUCGACCAGGAGAAAUCAAACAAGUUGAUCAGGUUUCUAUUGCCGAGUAAAAGUUAAUUUGCUUUCUCCAGCUGCUUCCUUUCACUUCGUAGAUUAUGCGACAACAAAUAAGUUCAAAACUGCCUGUUUUUUUACGCGGUUUUUUCAGUUUUUUAAAUUCACUCUCAGUUCAAAGUAACCUCAUUCGACUCCACAACGUGUUGGUCUCGCGCGUUUUUCCAGUAUUUUCUCUAGCAACUUCUUUUCACUCUCUCCUUGAUUGGUAAUAAUAGUGUCAACAAUUCAAAUUUCGAUUCAAAUUCGAUUUUUUUCAUUCAAGCCAUUUAUGGAAAGCAUUGUUAGGUUAUAAAAGUGAGACCGCUGCUACACCAAAACUUUACACUCCCGACAACUCUUCCUCUACUAGGACGCAUUAAAGAUUCCCUCGUGAACUGCAACUGUGAAAUCGUUCUCCGGCAGCCAUGGCGAUUUUAAAAAUUGCUCUGAUUGCUGCUGCAUUAGUGACAGCGGUGGGUUGUGCAAAAAAGAAUACUAAAGGCGAUUUGGAACCGAUAGCAGCGACCCAUGGAAAAAGACACAUUAGUCCCGUCCAUUACGUUCAACCUUAUGCUGGUAGUCUACAAUAUCAUAGGCCAUCUGUUCUUGACAGCAGUGAUUACUACGGUGAAAGUGACAAGGGAAAUGGAGGAUACGUUGUGAUCUCUCACGAAAAAGAAAAAGGAAAGGGGAAAGGAGGCAAAGGAAAAGGAGGAGGCGGUUAUGGCAGCGGAUACGACGACGGAUACAGCUCAUACGAACACGAAGGCGGCUCUUACGGGGGUAAAGCCAAAGGCAAAGGAUCUUACGGCAAAGGAAAAGGCUACGGAAAAGCAAAAGGAGGAUCGUAUGGCAAAGGAAAAGGGGGCAGCUACGGAAGCAAAGGAAAAGGAAAGGGAGGCUCUUAUGGCAAAGUAAAAAGUUACGGAAGCAAAGGAAAAGGAGGAUCUUACGGAAAAGGCAAAGGAGGCAUUCCUUAUGGAAGCGGUGGAUACAGCUACUCAUACGGGGGCGGCAACAACAACCAUGGCGGUGGCUCGUCUGAAAGCCACGGCAAUGGCAACGGAGGCAAUUCAUACGGAGCCGUUAUAGAGUCCUACGGAACAGUAGGUACCUCGUACGGAGCAGUAGGAACCUCGUACGGAUAUGUGGGUAACUCGUACGGACAUGUAGACACUUCAUAUGGAAUCAGCGGAGUUGGAUACGAUUCGUACGGAAGCAGCUUUAAUGGAGGUGGAGGUGGCUCAUCUGAAAACAACGGAAAUGGAGACAGCAGUGGAACAUGGGAGAAUUUACCCAUCGGCAGUAUUUUAGAGGGCAACAACGAUUCCGGAAGCAAUGCAGGCGGAGACGAAAGUGUCGGAACAGGCGAAAAUCAAUCCGAAGGUGCCAUCAGAAGCAACGUAAACGAAGGCAGCGAAUCUGGAAGUAUUGCAGAUGGAGGGAGUGAAUCCGGAAGCAGCCUUGCAGGAGACGGCGGAUCUGGAAGCAGUGCUACCGGUGCAUCCGAGGCCAGCGGGAAAAAGCGGAGCACUAGUGAAAUUGACGAAACAUUAUCCGAUAGCGAAGUCGAGGGAAGUACUACACCAGUUACACCUGCAACAAGUAGUACUGCAGCUCCAACUAGCGGAAGCGGAAGAAAUGGGAAAACCAUCAACGUCUCCAUCAAUACAAAAGGUGGCAGCUCGAACAACGAAAAUGGAAACAAUACUGUCAGAGUAGAUUUCCAAACUGACGGCAAUGACAGUGGCGAAAAAGCAUUUUCCGUCAGCGUCCACUUUUCAACCGCCAAUAAUGAAAAAGGUCAAAACAGUGAAAAAGCAUCACCUCAAAGCUCAGCCACAGGUGCUGAUGUUCCGAACAGUGGCAAAGCAUCAGAAGCCGGGACUGAUGGUAGCAGCGCAACAGUUUCUUCUGGCGGUAAAAGGAGCAUUUUGAAUGUCAGCAACGAAAACGGUCCGGCAAAUGUAGUAGCAGCCAAUAAGGAUUCCGGAAAUGGAAACAAUGGAUCCACUAAUAGACCACCGGUUAGCAACAACAGUGGGAAAACUAACAGCUCGUCGUCAGGAACGAAGAGCGAUGGCGAGCAAAGGACCAAUGCAAACAAGGGGAAAGAUGAAAAUCGAUCUACUAGGAAUACAACCUCACCAUCCGUCAGGAGUACACCUGGGACAAGUCAAGAAAAGAAUAGCAACCCUGAUUGCGUUGGCGGAUGCUUCAGCAUCACACCUCUAAUCGAAUCCAACAGCAGCGGAAAGGCCAGCGCAUCGCACAUCGUGAGCAGUUCGGUUUCCCCUGGAAGACCUGGAAAUGACAGAAAAGUGAAUAGCAACAGAGCAAGUGUUGGUAAUAAAGGUUCUGUCGAUAGCGAACGUGGAAGAUCCGGUGCGGCUAGUAGUGCAUCUAGAAAUACGACUUCUGGAGUCGUGACGAAAGGCAGCACAUUGGGAAACAGUGGCGGAGGAUCAGUUGGUAAUAGUAGCACUCGCCGUCCUGCCAGACCAAGACCUACGCCAUUAACUGAAAAAACAACUUCCGAGAGAGUUGAAGUAACAGCAGUCAAUCUGACUGAAGGGAAUCACACCCGUCAUACUCCAAGGUACAGACCAUUGCCAUGGAUGGAACCUGCCGUUAUUUCUCUAUUCGGGUUUAGUGGGAAUGUCGGCGAGGUUUCUAAAAAUGUGAAAAAUAUUGAUGACGGAAAACGUAGUAACGCUAAUGAAACACGUAUCCCAAGACUCAGACCCACAUCUAAACCGGAAGAUACUUUAUUUUCUGGAAGCGACGGAUCUGGUGGAAGAAGCCAAAGAGAAUUAAAUAAGCAACAAACGAGUGCUGGAAGCAGUGGAUCCAGCAACGCUCAUAAUACGGCUGUCCGAUAUUUGCCCAGAUACAAACCUCAAACUACGACGGAAGGUAUUACUCAUUUGUUUUCCAACGACUCUGCCGUUGUUGGGAAAGAUGUUAAAGGAUCCUCCGGGAAAGACGGCAGCGAUCCCUUCGCUACACUACCAAUGCUAGUUCCAUAUUUACCAAUCGAUACGUACUACAUUCCACUUCGCCGAUUAACGAGGGGACACAAAAAACCAGUUGUGACGUGAUGCCAUUUAUUCUCAUCCAAUUUGUUCAUCGUUACAGAGAUCUUUCAUUUUAUCGAAUCAUAACUGUUUGUUGAGUUCAAUUGUACGGUGCUGUGUGCUUUACAAUCAAUACACCGAUUAAGUUUUUUGAAA